Hibiscus syriacus is the source of this 591-nucleotide messenger RNA. RefSeq lists its product as uncharacterized. The coding region runs from base 1 to 591 and encodes 196 amino acids. Gene Ontology annotation, molecular function: protein binding. NCBI's taxonomy places the organism in Eukaryota, Viridiplantae, Streptophyta, Magnoliopsida, Malvales, Malvaceae. The record is from RefSeq and is a predicted model, not a curated record. The transcript has a single exon.
AUGGACUGGUACUCCUGGUUAUCCAAAACUGGCCUCGAGCCCUCACUUGUCUAUAAGUACGCCCUUGCCUUUUCUGGCAACGAGCUCCAAAUAGAGGAUUUACCACACGUCAACCAUGAGUUCCUUCAGAGCAUGGGCAUCUCCGUUGCCAAACACAGGCUAGAGAUCCUCAAGCUCGCUCGGAAAGAAGUUAGGGAAGCCCCUAAUGGCUUGUCAAAGCUCAUCUUAGCAAUCGUCAAGACCAGGAAGUGCUUCAACAAGUACGUUAACAGGUUGGUUCACCACGAGACGACGAAGGCGGCGCUGCCGCUGCCGGCACCGGAGCCGGUUUCGUAUAAGGAUAAGUGGAGAGAAGCAUUGUCGAAGAGGAACAAGGAGAUGAAGAUGGAGCAUCAUUCACUGCAGAAAACCAGGACGAUAGCGAAAUCGGGUCCCUUGGAUUGUAGAGGACAGGAGAAGUUGCUGGUGACUCCUAGGAGCUUGAAAUUAUCAGGGCCACUGGACAGGAAAUUGCAGGAGAGGUUGGUGUUCAGCUAUAAGAGCCCCAUCAUAUCUGGUUCCGUUGAUGUUGAAUGGCGCAAGAGAGGUUGA